GGUUUUACUGCAGGUUUCCUCGGAGAUCUACAUGCGCACACACGGAGACAUUAGUUUUCGAGUGUUUUUUUCCACAAGAGAACAUCAACAACAAAUACAGGAAAUAAUUUGAAAGACUGCACUUCUGAGAUUCAGGUUUCAGAAUGCCACGUAAGAAGUCUUAUCUUCGCUCUCAAGCGGCUAAGAAAAGGAUGGCAGAGCAGCUGGCUGUUCCUGUGCGUCCUCUCCGCCCCAAGGAAAAACCCAUCACACGGCAUGGCACUGGAUUUCGUCAUGCUGUGUCCAACUGGAGAAAAUCAGCCUACACUGGGAAAAGUCAUAAAUUGGUCCUCCCUCCUGAUUGCCGGGAAAAGAAAUUUGUACUCAUUGUUGGAGACUCCCACCUGCGACACUUUGUUGAUGGACAUGUGCCAUUGCCAGAGGGUUGCCUGUCCUUUGGAAUCAGUUCCACACCGGGCGCGACUGCAUCAGAGCUUGAGAAGGAGAUUGUAAACAUUCAGCUGGAUCGGACUCCUUCUCUUGUGGUGCUCAUCGCUCCCUCCAACAACCUGACAGCUAGUAGAACAGUGACUGAGGCUGCAGCGGACUUUGGUCGAUAUGUUGCUACAGUUGCAAGCCGCUGGACCAAGGUCUGUGUCUUGGACUUUCCACGUCGCCUGACGGUUGACCUGGAAGUACAGAACCAUUUGAGUCAAGAGUAUCACCGUGUUGCAGCAAGACUGGGUGUCAAGUACUUUUCUGUGGCUGAGUUCUUCCCGAUGGACAACCUGGAUCUAUGGGCUAGAGAUGGCGUCCAUCUGAGUGACAGUGACGGAAUGAAGAUCCUUGGUGACCUGCUUUGGAAUGUGUCAUUCCAAGAAGUUUCUGAGAUUCUGCCACCUCCCAGCCCACCUCUGGAGUCUGUGAGGUCUUCCCAGCCUGUUAGAAAGGUCACACCUAGGUUGGUGGUAACAGGCCCAACCCCUCUGCCAGUGCCACCUCCUUCUGAGUGGACAGUUGUUGGACAGGGCAAGAAGAAACGAACGGGAAGUCCUAUUCUCUCCCCUGGGGAUACGAAGAGGAGUGUACUUCAACAACAUCAGGUGGAGCCUGUUUUCUCCAUCCCCCUGACAUCUGCUUGCUUUAGUCCAGAGAUUUUGAAGCAGAUGGACAAGGAAUUUCCAUCAGAUCUUGACUCUGUUGAGUACACUGCCAGCUUUCCUGCUGGAAAGAAGGUGCCCCGUGAGAGACGGCAGAAAGCUGUUGCCUGCAAAAAGAGCCUGCCAGAGCAGCAGGAGGAGGCAGCAGCCAGUAUUGUGGAGGUGAACGCCGGAUCAUCUACCAGUUCUCCACCUGAGAUGGUGCCAGGCCAGGUGGAUGUAGAGGUUGUGGGGGAGACGUGUGCACCGCCUACCAGUUCUGUGGUGUUCCUGGACACUGUGGAGGAUAAGAUGAAGAUGAUGAGAGGUCCACGUCAGCGCACCCAAAGAGCAGCCAAACGCCGUGCGGAUCAUGGGUGUAUUUGUUGUGAAAAGGUUUCUGUAGUGGAUGGAAAGGGUGAUGCGGUUGACUUAUUAUUCGGUGUAGAUCAGACACAAUUAGAUAAGACUAUAGAGGGUGAUUCUGAUAGUGUAGCUAGUCUCCCACAUAACAUUCGUGGUUCAUUUCACCAGGGUAGUCUUUUGAUGGCAAACCCAGGUGUCCAGUGUAUGGCAAAUGCAUUGUUAGCCAUUGGAAAAAAUAAAAUGCACAGUGUAUUUUUAUGGCAUCAGGAGGAUUUAGACAAAACUCUAAGGUUGGGAGAUGCUUUGUACAGUAGUCUUAGAGCAAAGGGUAAGAUUACUCCAGGGUCAGAAUUGUUAAUUGUCCCAAAUCUACCAAGAAAAUGGGACAUUGAUGGUGUGACGUUGAAGUUUCAUUAUGGUGACUGUGUUUCUGGGGUGGUCGAUGUCAAUACUGGAGAGCUCAUAGACAGUGGUGUUCUUGUUAGUUUAGAAACUGGGCUGAACAGAAUGUUGGAGCAUUAUACAACACUUUUAUUUACACUGUGUGGUAAUACAUGUGCAAUUAUUUCUGAAACUGGUAAGUAUGCCGUGGUUGAUUCUCAUGCAAGGGGCCCAACAGGUUUGGUAGAUUCUCAGGGCACCAGUGUUGUUGUUUAUUUUCGCUCUAUUAGGCAAUUGGUUACCCACUUUAAGCGUUUAUUUGGAAAACGUGGUUCCACAAACAAGUCUUUUGAGAUUACUGGAGUUAAUGUUGAUAGUGAUUCACAGAGUGGACCAGUGGAACAUGCAACGUUCUCUGAGAUAAAGCUCACUCGAGGAACAAAAGUAAGUGAUAAUGAGGCUGACGUUGUGUGUGUUGGUGUAGAAGUAAAUAAUAUGCAUUAUAGUCCACUUACUCAAGAGAUUUGUAAAGUUUUGUGUAAUAGUGUAAAUGUAGAGUUUGAAAAGUUUAAUGCAACAGCACCGAGUACCAGUUUUCCACUAGGAGUGCCUUGUUUAAAAGAAUCAAUAGCAUUUGACGGUAACUGCUAUUUCCGGGCCAUUUCACAGGCCAUUAGUGGUACACAAAAAAAUCAUCGCAAAAUUAGACUCGCUGUUGUUAAACAGUUAGAAAGAAAUUACUUAAAAUACCAAAGCUUUUUACGUGAUGGUUUUUCUUCGGUGCAAAAUUAUAUCUCUGAGACAAAAAUGCGUAAUGUAAAUAGCUGGGCAACUGAACUAGAAAUCCAGGUCACAGCUGAUUACUUCGGUAUAGAUGUAUUUACUUUUUUAAGUGACCGCUGGGUUAAAUAUAGUUGUAGUACCAAGCUUUUGUCUACACAGGCCAUCUAUUUACAAAAUCAUGGAAAUCAUUAUGAAACAGUCAUUUGUGUUAAAGAACCUAAUAGUCAAAAUUGUUAUUGUUUUUGUAAAAGCAGUGAGUGUCACGCAUCAGGUUACAACAUUAGAUCUAAAAUUCAAUCACAACAUCUGGAUGACUCAUUAACAAGAGUAACAACAAGUAAAAUAAGACGGUCUAAAUAUCUAGACACAAAGAUAAAAGUACAAAAAAAAGUGAAAUACCAGGAAGAUGGUGUUUUCAAUGAAAUAUGUCAACAAAAAAAUAGAUUGAAUUUUAAAUAUAAAUAUCAACAGCAAAAAGAGUAUAAAUUAAUGUGCAUAAAGAAGAGUAAGGAAAAAUAUCAAAAUGAUUUGGCACAUAAAGAAACAGUGAAAAUAAUGAGCAAAGAAAAAUAUAGAACCAAUUGCUCACAUAGAGAAAAACUGAAAGCAUUAAUCAGAGACAAAUAUAAAAAAAACGACUCUUAUAAAGAGAAAAUGAAAAGAGAAAAAUAUCAAAAAAACGACUCUUAUAAAGAGAAAAUUAAAGCAUUAAUCAGAGACAAAUAUAAAAAAAACGACUCUUAUAAAGAGAAAAUGAAAGCAUUAAUCAGAGACAAAUAUAAAAAAAACGACUCUUAUAAAGAGAAAAUGAAAGCAUUAAUCAGAGACAAAUAUAAAAAAAACGACUCUUAUAAAGAGAAAAUGAAAGCAUUAAGUAUAGAAAAAAAUUGUAAAAAUGACUCGCAUAAACAAAAAAUGAAAGCUUUAAUGAGACAGAAAUAUCAAAACAAUGAGUCUUAUAAAGAAAGAAAGAAAGCAGUAAGUAAAGAAAAAUAUCAAACUAGUGAUUCGCACAGGCAAAACAUUAAAGAACACAAUGUAAAACAAUAUAAAAAUAUAAGUUUCAGGGCAAAAGUUAAAGAAUUUAAAAAAACGAAAUAUCAUAAAAACCGCGAAUACAGAAAGGACAUAUGUGAAAAAGGGAAACUGAGAAGGACCCAAUUCAAAAAUGAAUUGAAGAACUUUGAAGUUGUAAUGAGGCACUUUCUAGAAAAAGUGGAAACUGGAACGGAAUUUGUUUGUUGUGUGUGUUAUAGGCUUUUUUUCAAGAAGCAAGUGUUGAAAUGUAAUAAAGACUGUUACAGAGGUAGACAGGAAACCUCAGAGAUGGCAGAUAAAUGUAUUAGUGAUAAAUACUUACAUAAAUGUAAUAUGGAAUGCAAUAUGCCAUGUGAAAUAUUAGCUACAGCAAGAGGGGAGCUGUGGAUUUGUUACUCUUGUCAUUAUAAGAUUAAAAAAGCUCACAUGCCCCCUGAAUGUUAUAUUAACAAUUUGGAAUUAGAUGAUAUCCCAGAAGAUUUGAGGUGCUUAAAUAGUUUAGAGCAACAUUUGAUUGCACCCCAUAUUGCAUUUAUGAAACUUCUUGCUUUACCCAAAGGUGGUCAAAAUGGUGUACAUGGUCCAAUUACAUGCGUGCCUGCAAAUGUGGCACAAACAACAAAUUUGCUGCCACGUUUGGACAUGGAUGGUUCUUUGUUGCGUGUUAAGUUAAAACGAAAGUUAACUUAUAAAGGGUAUUACAAAUAUCAGUUUGUAGAUUCGAACCAAAUAAAGCAAGCACUUCGGUAUUUAAAAAGGGUAAAUAAAUAUUUUAAGGACAUAAAUUUUAAUGAAGCAUGGUUAAAUGAAUUUGUUAAAGAACAAGGAGAAGAUGACAUAUUUAACCAAGAAACAAUUGCAAAUAAAGAUCAAAAUGUUGAUGGAGAUUUAAAUGAGAAAACGGAGGAAAACGAUGAAGAUGCUCCUGAAACUGCAGGCGUUGAUGAGCUUCUUCAUGACCGUCAGCAACACUGCAUGUUUCAAGACACUUGUUUAAUGCCUGUUGAUAUAGGCCAGGAAGUGUUGGACCAGUAUUUCGAAGACGUUUUAAACUUGGCACCAGCGGAGGGAAAUAACCCAAUUAAGUUGCUCUCUGAUAAAGAAAAUGAAGCCAAAUGCUUUCCAGUGUUAUUUCCAAAGGGUCGUAACACUUAUCAUGAGAGGAGGCCGCAUUAUUUAACAUUGUCGCGAUAUUUUAAUAAUAGAAUAAUGCAUGCUGAUGGCAGAUUUGCCCAAAAUUUAGAAUACAUAUUUUUUGCACAAUAUAUGUCUGAAGUUCAACAAGUCAUUUCAAAUGUUUCAAUAGCUCUUAGAAAAGGCCAAACAAAUAAUGUAUUUCAUAAACAGUGUGAUAAACAGUUCAAGACUAAAGAGUCUUUAAAGAACCUGCUGGAGUUUGAUGAUGGCUAUCGUUUUCUUAAACCUAUCAGAGGUACUCCAGCAUUUUGGCAGACUGCUCAAAGCAACUUGCUUGCAAUGGUUCGCCAAUUAUCUGUUCCCACAUGGUUUUGUUCUUUCAGUUCUGCUGAUUUGCGCUGGCAAAAUUUAUUAAAGGUAAUUUUAAUACAGGAAGGCAGAAGACAGACAGUUGAGGACUUGGAGUGGUCUGAACGUUGUGAGCUUCUGCGUCAGAAUCCUGUUACCGCUGCCAGAAUGUUUGAUUACCGCUGGCAUGUUUUUUUGAAGGAAGUACUAAUA
This is a messenger RNA of Archocentrus centrarchus (flier cichlid), 5384 nucleotides long. RefSeq lists its product as uncharacterized. Gene Ontology annotation, biological process: protein deubiquitination. The annotation marks the transcript as partial. The record is from RefSeq and is a predicted model, not a curated record. NCBI's taxonomy places the organism in Eukaryota, Metazoa, Chordata, Actinopteri, Cichliformes, Cichlidae. The transcript is spliced from 14 exons. Gene Ontology annotation, molecular function: cysteine-type deubiquitinase activity.